Messenger RNA from Nothobranchius furzeri (turquoise killifish), 4836 nucleotides. RefSeq names its product huntingtin-interacting protein 1-related protein. Gene Ontology annotation, cellular component: actin cortical patch; clathrin-coated vesicle. Gene Ontology annotation, biological process: actin filament organization; clathrin coat assembly; endocytosis. NCBI's taxonomy places the organism in Eukaryota, Metazoa, Chordata, Actinopteri, Cyprinodontiformes, Nothobranchiidae. The record is from RefSeq and is a predicted model, not a curated record. Gene Ontology annotation, molecular function: clathrin-cargo adaptor activity; actin filament binding; phosphatidylinositol-3,4-bisphosphate binding.
GGAGAAGAAAUCCUGUUUAACUGGAGCGCUGAGAGCACCUGACCCAGCUGGAUUCUUCUGGAUUUAUUCAGCUACCUAUAAAGGCACACAAUGAGCAAAACCAAGAAUAAAAGUGAAAAUAAGACCGAAAAAGCUUUGGCUGCAGAGAAGGAACAGUUCAGCAAACAACAGCUCCUGAGCAUCAGUAAAUGCGUGGCCACCGCCGAAGUCCCACCCAAAGAGAAAUAUGUGCGCAACAUCAUCCUGGGAACUCACAAAGAGGGCGGAGCCACCACCUUCUGGUCCUACGUUCUCAACCUGCCGCUGUCCAGCCACUCCAUGGUCAGCUGGAAGUUCUGCUAUCUGCUUCACAAGGUGCUCAGGGAUGGACACAAGAAUGCUGUUGCAGAUUCUCACAGAUACAGCCGUAAUGUGAAGAGCAUGGGCGUCUUGUGGGGAAACUUGCACGAUCGAUACGGUCACAUCGUCGCCUUGUCUGCUAAAUAUCUCUACCUGAAAAUAGAGUUUCAUGCAAAGCACAAAGUGAUCCCCGGUAACCUGGAGGCCACUGAUGACACUCUAGAGCGGGAAGCAGGAACUGAAAUGACACAAGUGUUAGAUAUGACACAGGAGCUGCUGGAUUACCUGGAUGCUGGACUGAAGAUGUCUGAGACAGUUCUUCGUCAGAUGGAUGCUAACGGAGCCAAGUCUACGACCUCAGCAGGACAGUGCAGACUGGCUCCGCUCAUUCCACUCAUACAGGACUGCAGCUUCCUCUACCACUUCUCCGUCCGACUGAUGUUCAAACUUCACAGCCGCAUUCCUCCGGAUGCCCUUCUGGGGCAUCGAGAGAGAUUCCGUGACCUGUUUGCGAGCCUCACACAGUUCUUCAACCGGGCCCGAGAAACGGAGUUCUUUAAAACUAUCAUCCAGAUCCCGGAUCUCCCAGACGCCCCUCCAAACUUCCUCCGAGCUGCUGCCUUAGCGGAGUAUAAAAAGCCGGUGGUGGUGAUGCCCAACGAGGAUCAUCAUGAGGAGGAGGAAGUGGAGACGCAGCCAGAGCUCAGAGAGGCGCCCCAGUACUACUUACUCAGCCAGAUGGGAGCACCUGAAUCUUCUGUGGAGCACAGAGAAACUGGAACUGACAGCUGGAAGAGGGAGCCAAAGCCAGAAGCUCUGAAACCGGAGAUAGAGCUCAUCAAGAGCGAGGCCCAGAGGUGUGUCACUGAGUUGAAGUCCCAAGUGAAUCGUCUGGAAGCCGAGGUGGAGGAGCAGCGCACCCACAAACAGGUGGCUCUGGUGGAAAACGAGCACCUGCGGAUGGAAGUGGAUGCGUUACGCAGCGCUAACGUGGCUAAUGUCGGGGCUCAGAUUGGAUACAAAGAAGCAGACAAUCGAGCUCAGGCUGCAGAGGUCAGAUUUACUCAGUUAAAGGAGCGACACGCAGAGCUGGUCACAAGUCACGCUGAUCUCAUGAAGAAGAAUGCAGAAACCUUGAAGAUGCUGUCAGGCACACAGCAAGUGCAGGACGAUCUGCUGAGAAGCAAACAGCAUUUAGAGAGCGAGCUGGAGAAUCUGAGACAGGAGAAACGAAACAUGGUGACUCAGCAGCAGGAAGCUGAGCGUCUGAAUCAAGAGCUGCUGGAGCUGAAAGCAGAGAUGGCCAGGCUUCGUAGUACGUUGGACGAUAAAGAAAAGGAGGGGACUCAGGUGAGCAGCAGCCUGAUGGCUCUGCAGGCAGAACGAGACGCGCUGCUUCGCUCUGCAAGAGAAAACGACGCGGCGCUGUCCACCCUGAGACACCAGGUGCAGCAGCAGCAGAGCUCUCUGGACCUGGAUAGAGAUCGGACCAACCGAGAGCUGGAGGCCCUGAGAGCGCAGCUGCAGCAGCAGCUUGCCGUAAAUGCAGAGCAGAGUCUGGAGAUCGAGCGACUGAACCGGGAGCUGGACUCUACAAGAUUAGAACUGACUCGAGCAAACAGCUUGCUGCAAAGCAAAGAGAUGAGUGGCACGAGGCUGAGCAGCACGUUGGCAGGGUUGCAGACGGAGAGGGACACGUUGCUGCGCUCCGUUCGGGAACAGGAGGCUGAGCUGAACUCUCUAAGACAGCAAGCUCAGCUCCACCAGAGCUCUUUGGAGCAGGAGAAGCAGAGGAGCAGCAUGGAGCUGGGAGGCCUACACGCCCAGCUCCAACAGCAGGCGUGUCGAGAAGGUGAACUGGCCCAGAAGCUGCGGGACGAGCAGUUCUGUCUGCUACAGUGUGCUGUGGUGGAGGCUGAAGGCAUCAUACUGGAUGCUGUGGCCAAACUGGAUGACCCCAUACACGUCCGCUGCACCAGCUCUCCUGACUAUUUGGUGAACCGAGCUGAAAUCACUCUGGGUUCUAUUGAUAAAAUGCACCAGAGCCACCUGUCCUACCUGGGAAACAGGAACGAUGCCAGUGGCCUGUUGAGAUCCGUCACACAGUUUUCCCACCUCGCCUCUGACACGAUUGUCAACGGUGCCGCAACGUCCCACUCUGCUCCCGUGGACCAGGCCGAUGGUUUAACUGACAGCUGUCGGGAGUGUGCCAAUCAUUGCCUUCAGUUCUUGAAGGAUCUCAAGUUUCAGCCCAGUUUACAGAGAGCAGACCCGUCUGCCAUACGCUACACCGUUCAGCGCAUCCUCGCUAUUGGACAGGAUCUGUGUCCUAAAGGGCAAGACGUGCUGAAAGAAGAGCUGGGAGAAAUGGUGGACAAAGAAAUGAUCGCUACAUCAACGGCCAUUGAGGAGGCUGUGCUACGUAUGGAUGAGAUUCUCACCCAGACGAGAAGAGACACCUCUGGUCUGAAGCUAGAGGUCAACCAGAGUAUCCUGGGAUCCUGCUCAGACCUGAUGAAGGCUGUUCAUAUGCUGGUGACAGCUGCUACCGAUCUACAGAAAGACAUUGUGGAAGGGGGCAGGGGAGCAGCAUCUGUCACAGAGUUUUAUGCCAAAAACUCUCGUUGGACUGAAGGCCUCAUCUCCGCCUCCAAAGCUGUGGGCUGGGGUGCAACCCAGCUGCUAGACUCGGCUGACAGAGUUGUGACUGAGAAGGGUUCCUACGAGGAGCUCAUCGCCUGUUCAAACGAGAUCGCUGCGAGCACCGCUCAGCUCGUCGCUGCCUCCAAGGUGAAAGCCGACCGCAGCAGUAAGAAGCUGUGCACGGUCCAGCAGGCGUCACGACACGUGAACGACAUGGCCGCUGUGGUCGUCACCUCCACCAAACACGGGCAGCAGCAGAUCUCUGAUCAAGGUGUCAUGGACUUCUCUGGCAUGUCGCUGAUUAAGCUGAAAAAAGAGGAAAUGGAGGCUCAGGUGAAGGUCCUGCAGCUCGAGAGCCAGCUGGAGCAGGAGCGAGUCCGCCUGGGGGAGCUGAGGAAGAGGCACUACAACCUCGGAGUCAACGGGGCCACCACCGACAAAUCUGGAGACAAUGAUGGCUUUCCUCCACCGCCAUCACCUACCCUGUUCAACUCCACCCCAACACCUCAGUCUUUUUCACAUCCACAGCCAUUCAUGGGCUCUCAGGGCCCUCCAAAGACCACACCAGCUCAGACACAGUUCUUCUCACUGCCUCAGUCUUACACACCCACAAAUACUUAUACACCAGCAAAUACUUACACACCACCAAAUACUUAUACACCAGCAAAUACUUACACACCAGCAAAUACUUACACACCAGCAAAUACUUACACACCAGCAAAUACUUAUACACCAGCAAAUACUUACACACCAGCAAAUACGUACACACCCACAAGUACUUAUACGCCAUCUCAAACCUACACACCCUCCCAGCCCUACGUCCCGCCUCAGUCCUUCAUCCCGUCUCACCCUUACACCUCGAUGCCUCCUCAGAGUUACUCCCAACCCUCGGGGGUCUCAUCCAGCCACUCUGAGCCUAAGCCACCGCCUCAGUCCCAGUCGUCCCAGCAGGGCCACACUGAGUCCAGCAAACACGUGUUCAAAAAACCAAACAUCUUCACCAAAUCUGGAAACUUGCUGAAACACGCGUUCAAACGAGGUGAAACUGGAACUGGAGAGUCCUGACCUGACAGACGAGAGGAGGAUCUGACUCGAUGAAUCACCAACAUGGUUCAAAAGUGUUGCUGUUAACUUAAAGUUUAGUUUUGUAGAAUUUGACAGGAUUUUAAAGCAAUAUUAAUCAGAUGUUGUUAUCUGUUGUAAUCAUACCAAUGCUUGUAUCAUCUAGUUGAUUCAUGAACAAUCAUGAAAUUGUCCAUUUUGUUUAUUUCAUUUUUAAUCUUCUUAUUAACUUUACAUAAAACGUUUAUUCAUCUAUUCAUGUAUUUUAAUCAUGAGCCCUUUUAUGCAACCCUGAGCUACAUAUUCCUACUUACCCAUACACCAGGUAUGUCCAAAGGGCGGCCCGGGGGACAUUUGUGGCCCUCAGGGCGAUUUUGUGCGGCCCCCAAAUUUCUAGAAUGGUGGAAUUUGUAUCUCCAGCUCUUUCAACUUUUUAAGAUUUUAUAUUCAAUUUUUUGUUCACUUGAGACCUUUUCUGAGAUGUGCAAAUAAAAAAAUCACUAUAAAAUCAUUUUGAAUUUUCUAAAUAAAAAUCACAUUUCUGUAGUUAUGCUGCUAUAGGCUUAGACUGCUGGAGGACACACUGACCACUUUACACACUCUACUGCUUUCUUCUACAAUCUGCUCUUUAACUGUAUUAUUUCCUGCUAUUUCAGCUGUUAACUUUAUUUUCUCUCUAAGUGUUUUUCUCCCCAGAAGAAUCUACAACGAUGUUCUGCUGACCUGUGGUGGCCUCAUGGAGGGGGCCAUCGACUAGCACACUGCUGCUAACCACUUAAACAUUCUCCCUCU